GGCGUUGCCUAGGGCUUGUGUGUCCGUACACGCACAGAACUAUUCUAUUUCUAUUUCUAUUUCUCCAGACCCCUCGGAGACGGUUGCGUACUGGACGGAGCUUUCCAUCGCCGGCCUAUUUCUGCGACUACUACUCACACCUUUCUCUCUCUCUCUCUCUCUCUCUAUCCUCCGUCAGUUUCACUCUGUAUAUGUGAUUAAGGUUAAAGAAUUGGUGUUUAGGGAGGAAUGGUGAGAACUGUGAAAAGUCACUCGGAAGUGGAAGAAGAUGAUGAUGACGAGUUCGUUUCGAGGACUCCCGAUAGCUCUUCUCAUAAAGUGAAAGUAGAUGGGAAGAACGGUGAUCAGAAGGCGAACGUGCUUAGGUCGAAGCAUUCGGAGACAGAGCAUCGUAGGAGGAGCAAGAUUAACGAGAGAUUUCAGAUAUUGAGAGACCUCAUACCUCAAAAUGAUCUGAAGAGGGACAAAGCUUCAUUCUUAUUGGAGGUUAUACAGUACAUCCAGUUUUUACAGGAGAAGAUGCAGAUGUAUGAGGGAACAUACCAAGGUUGGAGUCCGGAGCCCUCAAAAUUGAUGCCGUGGAGAAACACUAGCGGGCCCGCAGAUAGCUUCAUUGAUCAAUCUCAACUCAUGAAGAAUGAUUCUGGUCAUGAGGAUAAUACUGCUAUCAACCCGGCAUUGCUCACUAAUGCUCAGAACUCGUUAGAAUCUGAUUUUGGUGGGGCUGCUGCAUAUAAAGCAAUAGAUCAUUCCUCUGGGGCAGUGACCCAAGCAAUUCCCUUUAAUAUGCCAUUGCAACCAAAUUUGUUUGAUGCUGUUCCUGCCCAAUCUCCUCAGAGAUCUUUAUGUGAUGCUGAGCAUCUGGCUUCGGAGUCCCGAUCCCAUCUUUGGCAGGGUAGACCAUGUACAACUGAUUGUGCUGUUCCAAGCUAUGCUCCAAAUGAGCAGGAAGAGCUGAAAUCGGAAAGUGGAGAAGCUACCAUCUCAAAUGCCUGGUCCCAAGGGUUGGUGAAUACCCUAAGCCAUGCACUGCAGUCUUCAGGGGUAGAUUUAUCACAGACCAGCAUAUCUGUGCAACUUGAUAUUGGGAAACAAACAAAUACUGGACUGACAGCUACAACAUUCAGCAAAAAGGACCAUGAAAACCCUUCUCCUAACACUCUAGCAAUGGCGCACUAUGGGUUUGAAAGCAAUGAGGAAUCAAGUCGAGCUCCUAAAAGGCUCAGAACAGAAAAAGGCUAGUAUGGCAUCAUUGGUCCCUUGAUAAUUUUUCCAUAUUCUUCCUUGUCAUUCUACAUUUCCUUUGUCUGUUUUUUUUUCCUUGGGAAAGGAUCGGGGUAUUUAUGCCAUGCCAUAGUCCACAGACGCCUCUGUCAGGACUAAUUGUACAUGUUUAUGCGUUUUGAUUUGUUCAGAUGCCUGACUUCUCAAAGCAGAAGCUGUUAUAUAUUUUCAUUGUUCUUUUUAUUUUCGAUAGAGGCUUCCAUGCAAAUAUUGAGAAGCUGCUCUUGUUUUCUGGAGGUCAUUCAAUUCAGAAGUUGGCUUUUUUGGCCCUGUUUUCUUGUUUUGGCUAAGUUUUCCACAAAUUUCUGCAUUCUUUCUCUAACAACC
Ilex paraguariensis (yerba mate) is the source of this 1611-nucleotide messenger RNA. The record is from the annotation of a GenBank genome assembly. NCBI's taxonomy places the organism in Eukaryota, Viridiplantae, Streptophyta, Magnoliopsida, Aquifoliales, Aquifoliaceae.